UUUGAGAGGGGGGGGGAGGGGCAGAGAGAGAGACACACACACACAGAAUCCGAAGCAGCCUCCAGGCUUUGGGCUGUCAGCACGCGGAACCCGACGUCGGGCUCGAACACUCCAACCGUGAGAUCAUGACCUGAGCCGAAGUCCCGCGCUUUAACCGGCUGAGCCACCCAGGCGCCCCUCCAGCAUCCUGGCUUUUAUUAGUGAGCAGUCUGACCAGCUGGGCCGUCCCUGGCCUCUUUGAUUCUCUUCCAGCAAAGAGUAAAGUUAUCUGAGACCUGCAAGGUCCUCAAGCCACAGCCGACCCCUUUUUGGAGAGGAACGUGGAGAAAGGAGCCGGAUCCCCUGGGCCCUCCGUCAAGCUUGUGAGGCAGGACCCUCCCCGAGCUGCAUGCGAAGGCGCGUCCGGAAGUUCAUGAAGCUGCUCCUACCAGGUCAAGACUCUUCUCCUGGACACCGAGUCUUCGCAAGGACUAUGCGAGGAAGGCCGGUCUCCCCGUUUUGCAGAUGAGACAGCUGAGGCACAGAAAAAUAAUUGACCAAGAUCACGCGGUCCGUGGCACAACCAGCCUAGAACUCAGGCUCUCUGAAUCCUUUUGCUUCAGCACGUUUAAUUUACUAACCAGUUUGUGCAACCUUAGAUUCCUUUUGAAUUUUCCCAGAAAAAAUGAAGAUAAUUUCGCGUGUAAUAUCGGAGUUGCUCAGAGUUACUGAAGCUCAUCCCAUGAUAAAAAGCAAAACAAAACAAAACAAAACACAUCCCUUUCCCCACUCUCCGCCCACAUACCUCACUUCGAAGCAAUUGUAGGAAUUGUGAUUCUCUGGGGGGCCUUCAGGGCCAGGGGUUUGAAGUGUAAUUCAACUGGAUCACCAUUACAGCUGCACGCCUCCGAGUGGCAGAUGGGGUGCAGAGAAGGUGGUGGGACAGGUGGGGGUGAGCGUGGAAGCGGACUCCUGGAGAAAGGCAGGGAAGUAUAGAGGAAGCAGUGGGGACUGUCCUGUAGGUUUCUGCUAGGGGUGGGGGAGUGCUGAGAAGGGAAGGGUCCUGGGCCCACCCACCUGAAACCCACGGGCCCAAUCCCUCCAGCAAACGGGAGAGCCCACCUCCCCACAUUGGGCCGGGCACUGCACCCGGGAAGGCCGGUCCAGCCGACCCACGUUCUCAGGGUUUGCUCCGAGUCCCAGGAGCCAGCGCCACAGUCCUCGGGUCCCUGUACCUCCCCCCACCCCCAGCCCCCAUCUCCCGUCCUAGUUUCACCCGUUUGGUUUACUGUACACAAAUCCCUCUUGUUUCCUCCUUGUAUAGCAGCUUUGACAACUCCAACUAGUUCAGGGGCUGUUUGGGUGAUUUUCUGUUUAGGAAACUGCCACUCAACGCCCCUUUGCUCUCCUGUUUCUUCCUGGUACCCCUUCCCCUCAAUCUAUUACCCUCCCAAAUUAGCAAACCUUUCUUGAUUUUGUUUCUUAAUAAUCAAAAUAACUAGCGAAAGGCUAAUGAUCCUCCCCCCCCCCCAAAAGCAAUAAACAAAAUAAAAGCCCAGGGUGCCAACCGCCAGCACACAGAGCCAGCUCUGGGAGAGGUUUGUAGUUCACUUUCACAUCCAGGGGAGAAGCACUGAUAUGCGUGUUUGCAAAAGCAGAAAUGUAGCUAGCAGGAGUAGACGCAGAAAAAAAAAAAAAAACAAAAAACAACCCACAAUAGUUGAUAAAAACAGGCUGUGUCCUCUUACAUGAGGGUUGCUCAGACGCCAGUUACUAAAAUCAGAUGGGGAGCGGGGGAAUAAAAAACGCGGACCCAUUGUGAGUUUCUCUGGUUAGGAGCGGAGGGCUUCGCGAAGUUUCUCAGACUUUAGGGCAGAGGCCGACCAGUUCCUUUGCUCUCUGGGCGACUUCUGCGUGACCCAGGACUCCUCUUUGAACCUCACAGUUUCAUCAUUGGAAAAAUGUCUGGCGCUGUGGUGGUGCAAAUAACGCAUAUCUGCUGUGGUCAAAAUUUCAAAUGCUCUAACGUAGAUGAACAAAUGCAUUUCAAAGAGUAUAAAAAACUACGCAAAAGGUGAUAAAACUGGUGUCAUGAGGUGGUGCCAAGAGAGAGGCACGAAGGGUCUGCGUGACUCUUUGUCCCAUGUCUGAGCGCGCAAGGCUCCCAAGUUACCCUCUUGAGACGCCCAGAGGGACUGAGCAGUCUCCUGGAAUAAGCAGAACUGUUCCUCUGCUUCCUUUACUGGACACUGCAAGAGGCUUUGGGGAGAAGCAUCCACACAAAAGGAAAUGCCAGUGUCCCGUUACCAGAAAAGCGCUUUCCAACUCCGCCAAAGGCUUGGGAAUACCUACCUGCGGGUCCCGCCGCGGGGUCUCGCCUUACUUCCAUAGUAAUUCCUAAACUGCCUCCUUUCCACCUCUCAGAACUUGGUUAAUUAACUUCUUUCCCCGGGCUCCGAGAAAGGAAACGUUAGAAUCAGUUCAGCGAUUUCCUUCCUUUAACGCAUAUUUAUCGCAGGCCUACUAUGUGCUCCGUGCAGCAGCACUCAGUCUCCCAAUUUGUCUCUCAAACCGAUCCCGUGAGGCAUUGAUUAUUUAAAGGGGUGACUAGACAAAACGCCGUCUAAGUGAUUUUAAAUUCACUUCAAUAAAUAAAAUGUAGCGUUGGAUUAAGGGACUAGUUCUUUAGACAUGUUGGAAGUUCAAUUUAUUAAACAUUUGUGUAAGGGAUUUUUGAGAGAGACAGAAAGUAUUUCUUUAUAAAUACAUUCAUGCACACUAAAGAAAGUCAUCUUAAAAAAUAGCUUCAUUUUAAAACAUGCUUAGAGUGGAUAUGUUGCACCUAAAUCUCUAAAUGGCACGUAUUUCCGCCCUCUCCCCCCCCAUCGGGGAAAAAUGACAUCGGAGAAAAAUGUAAGUGACGUCGGUGACUUGGCGACCCGCCGGCCUCACCGGUAAGAUGAAAGUUACGAAGAACUACUUUGCACUUUAAGGAUGAGCGGCGCUAGCCAUAAAAAUAUCUACAGAUCAUUUGUCCGCCAGUCUGGCGCUGUGGUGGUGCAGGGUGACCACUGAUUUAGCCUUGCAGGAGAAAGUAGGAUGCAGCUGUGUGCCCGAUUAGAAAGGCCUCAUUUCCAAGCCCAACUUUGGGUUAAUUACUGAGUCGCAGAAAUACUGGACUUGAUGAUAACGUAGAGACCAACACCAGUCUUUUCCGACCGCUGCCUUGAGCAUUACCUUCUUUUGUAAACAGUGCGAUUCGCAAGAGUGUGUUUCCUAUUGUCCGCGAGAUAAACGGCGACUUCACCCCAACAGACCACCGUCACACUUCGGGUUUAGCGCUGGGACAGACAACCCGGCUGCACCGAACGUUGCGCGGGUGGAUUCUGGAGGAGCGCCGAAGGGAGGGGCGCGACAGCCGCCAGGAGGCGGGGAGCGCCAGGCCGGCGCGCCUCGGCCAAUCAGCGUGCACACCGCCUGACAACCGUCCAAUUAGAGGGCGCGGUGCUCGGGGCCCCGAGCCGAUAAUACUAGGAAAGGGAGCAGAGACUAACUAUUGCAGCCAGGGGCGCUGCGCCGCACGCAGCUGCGUACGCCCGCCGGGAGAGCCCGAAAUCUGAGGCCAGGGCCGCCCAACCUUCCCGCCCAGAUUGGGUCACAGGAAGCAGAAAGCAGCUCCUGCGAGGUGAAGCGCUCGGGGCUGCCAAGGACCGAUUAGAACUUUGCGGAGUCCGGGAUGUGCGGGGCGAGGCUGCUGAGGACUUGAUUCAUCUUCUCCACCCAUCCCCCGUACUCCCCGUCCACUGGGCUCUGAGCCUCCAGCUGUCAGCCCCCGAUUUCGUGGCAGGGUGUGGCGACCCUGAUUUGUAUUUGCAAGCACAGCCAGCAGCCCAAGAGCCAGGUCCUAAAGCUGGAUAUCUUUUGCCUCGGCUGCUAGCUCGGGCCUCAGAGUCUUGGGCGCGGGAGACUGAGCGUAGGCCGGAGCCCGAGCGCCGCGCCGCGCGCCAUGGCCGACCGGCCCGCGGGCCCGGCGGCCGGGGACUGGGAGAUCGACGUGGAGAGCCUGGAGCUGGAGGAGGACGGCCGCGGGCCGCCGCCGCCUACGCCGCCCGGGCCCAGCCCGCCGUCGGCCGACGGGGACGGCGAGGACGACGAGGACGAGGACGAGGACGACGACGCGGAGGAUGAGGGCGACGGCCUGGAGGCGGGCGCUUCCCCGGGGGUGCAGGGCCGGCCGGAGCAGCAGCGGGGAGCGCCGCGGGGGCCGAUCCCCGCGCCGCAGGCCUCGCCGGCGCCGGCCGGACCCCCGGAGCGCGGCGCGAACGCGGGCGGCGGCGCGGAGCCGCGCAAGCUCAGCCGCACGCCCAAGUGCGCGCGCUGCCGCAACCACGGCGUGGUGUCCUGCCUCAAGGGCCACAAGCGCUUCUGCCGCUGGCGCGACUGCCAGUGCGCCAACUGCCUGCUGGUGGUGGAGCGCCAGCGCGUCAUGGCCGCCCAGGUGGCGCUCCGGAGGCAGCAGGCCACCGAGGACAAGAAGGGGCUUUCCGGGAAACAGAAUAAUUUCGAGCGCAAAGCCGUGUAUCAGAGGCAAGUCAGGGCACCCAGUUUGCUGGCCAAAAGCAUUUUAGAAGUUCUCCUUGGAUUAUUCUCCACCUGUAACAAUGUCCAUAAUGAACCGUCUUUAGAAAAUAACAAUGCCAUCAGCUUUAGGCUACCGCCCAAUUCCAGCAGAGACUUAUGUGGGAGGGAGCUUACCCCUACCUCCCCCGGUAAGUGACCGGAUGAGGAAAAGGCGAGCCUUUGCUGAUAAAGAGUUGGAGAACAUUAUGCUGGAGAGAGAAUAUAAAGAGAGGGAGAUGCUGGAAGCUUCCCAAGCUGCUGCCUUGUUCCUGCCCAACCGUAUGGUGCACGGAC
Molecule: messenger RNA, 4893 nt
Organism: Felis catus (domestic cat)
Lineage: Eukaryota; Metazoa; Chordata; Mammalia; Carnivora; Felidae
Gene: DMRT2
Product: doublesex and mab-3 related transcription factor 2
Exons: 7
Coding region: 3986-4756 (256 amino acids)
Biological process (GO): sex differentiation; regulation of transcription by RNA polymerase II
Cellular component (GO): nucleus
Molecular function (GO): DNA-binding transcription factor activity, RNA polymerase II-specific; RNA polymerase II cis-regulatory region sequence-specific DNA binding
Source: RefSeq, a predicted model, not a curated record